Aspergillus heteromorphus CBS 117.55 is the source of this 1576-nucleotide messenger RNA. RefSeq names its product glycoside hydrolase family 28 protein. Gene Ontology annotation, molecular function: polygalacturonase activity. Gene Ontology annotation, cellular component: extracellular region. The transcript has 3 exons. Gene Ontology annotation, biological process: pectin catabolic process. NCBI's taxonomy places the organism in Eukaryota, Fungi, Ascomycota, Eurotiomycetes, Eurotiales, Aspergillaceae. Bases 287 to 1399 code for a protein of 370 amino acids. The record is from RefSeq and is a predicted model, not a curated record.
CAUGCAGCCCAAAUUAAUCCCAUCCUUCGCGUCAUGGGCGCUCCCCGCUGUUUUCGAUGCCUUGCCUUCCAGACUGGGCCGGAUGGUGGAAUCGCCUUCAAGAUGAAGGGGCUGGCUGUCACGUACUAUGUAUAUAUAAAGCCCGUCUCGUCGCCCAGCUGGCUGGUUUUGUUCCUCGCCCAAGCCAAUCCUUCCUUUACUCUCUCAUUUCCCCAGUCAACUCACCUUUCGUUCUGUAGAUCAGAACAGUCCUUCGUUUACUCUGUUGACCAGAUAACCGACAACCAUGCCUGCCAAGUCCUCUUUGCUCCUCGCGACCCUGGGCGCUGCCCUUGUGUCUGCCGCCCCUGCGCCUUCUCGCGCCUCCGACUUCAACAAGCGGUCCACCUGCACCUUCACUGAUGCUGCCACUGCCUCCGAGAGCAAGACCUCUUGCUCCGACAUCGUCCUCAAGGACAUCACCGUCCCUGCCGGUGAGAUGCUGAACCUGAAGGACCUCAACGACGGCACCACCGUCACCUUCGAGGGAACCACCACCUGGGAGUACGAGGAGUGGAGUGGCCCUCUCCUCUACAUCUCCGGUAAGGAGAUCACCGUCACCCAGGCCUCCGACGCUGUCCUCGACGGCAACGGUGCCAAGUGGUGGGACGGUGAGGGUACCAACGGUGGCAAGACCAAGCCCAAGUUCUUCUACGCCCACAGCCUCGACGACUCGAAGAUCUCCGGCCUGUACAUCAAGAACACCCCCGUCCAGGCCAUCUCCGUUGAGUCGGACAACCUGAUCAUCGAGGACGUCACCAUCGACAACAGCGACGGUGACUCCGAGGGUGGCCACAACACCGACGGUUUCGACAUCAGCGAGAGUAGCUACGUCACCAUCACCGGUGCCGUGGUCAAGAACCAGGACGACUGUGUCGCCAUCAACUCUGGUGAGAACAUCUACUUCUCCGGCGGUACCUGCUCCGGCGGCCACGGUCUCUCCAUCGGCUCCGUCGGCGGCCGCGACGACAACACCGUCAAGAACGUGACCUUCAUCGACUCGAGCAUCUCUGACUCCGAGAACGGUGUGCGCAUCAAGACCGUCUACGACGCCACCGGCACCGUCGAGGACAUCACCUACUCCAAUAUCAAGCUCUCCGGCAUCACCGACUACGGCAUCGUCAUCGAGCAGGACUACGAGAACGGCGACCCCACCGGAACCCCCUCCAACGGCGUCACCAUCUCCGACGUCACCCUCACCGAGAUCACCGGCUCCGUCGAGUCCGACGCCGUCGAGAUCUACAUCCUCUGCGGUGACGGCAGCUGCACUGACUGGUCCUUCUCGGACAUCGAUAUCACCGGCGGUGAGACCAGCAGCAAGUGCGAGAACCUCCCCUCCGGCAUCUCCUGCUCCGAGUAAGGGCGAGCUCGCUGCAAGCAGUGGCCACAUGGGUGGAGUGCGAACUCGACUCGGCCCGUGGUUGGCUGGUAAUAGUAUUUAAUUCUUCUUGUACUCUGUUAAUCAGUCGUGUGUAUUGCAAUCAAAAACGGCAUGGACUGUAUAUAUAUAUAUAUAUAUAUACUUAUAGCCAAGUCA